Molecule: messenger RNA, 1866 nt
Organism: Cercospora beticola
Lineage: Eukaryota; Fungi; Ascomycota; Dothideomycetes; Mycosphaerellales; Mycosphaerellaceae
Product: bZIP transcription factor
Biological process (GO): regulation of DNA-templated transcription
Molecular function (GO): DNA-binding transcription factor activity
Source: RefSeq, a predicted model, not a curated record
AUGGAGGCCCGGACAAGAAAUCGUCCGCAAUCACAACUUCCUACUGCAAGUCCACCAUCCAACAAGAAACGCAAGUCGAGUACUGGAAACUCGACAGAUGAGCAGAGUGGCGAUGAUGGUAAGAAAAGAGGGCGGCCACGCGUCGAGAAGCAAGAUGAAUCCGCAGCCGAUCGUCGUCGCACGCAAAUUCGGAUGGCUCAACGGGCGUACCGACAACGCAAGGAAACGACGCUCGAAGGGCUUCGAAAGCGAGUGUCUGAAUUGACCAACACGAUCGAACUCAUGAACAAGACUUUUAUGGACCAUCGUGAUCGUCUCUUCGGUUCAAAUCUUCCAGAAAUGCAUCUGCGCGAUGUGCGUAACACAGCGAUGCAAUUCGAUUCGCUUAUGAGUGCUGUGCGCAAUCCGACCGACAGUGCUGCAGAAGACUCGACCGCAGUAGAAAGCCACCGAGAGUCAGCAAGCUCAACUCACGGUAGUGUUGAUGUACCAAGGCCAUCUGCUCUGGAGCCCAAGAAUGUCAACUCCUGGAUCGACCGCUCGACCGUCAUCCACCACCAGCAGCUGAGACAACAACAAGCCCAACAGGUCGGCAUGGGGUAUACGAUGUAUAUGCAAGGACAGCAGCACAACAUGGAAAUGGGGCACCAACACCACCACGAUUACAUGUCCAAUUUCGAUGCAACCACCACGCAGCUGAUGCCCCCGAACAACAAAGAGUCGUAUCCGAACCCUCAAAACGAAUUUGACAUUUUUCGCGUGGAAUUGCCAGAGAUCACGAUUCCUCCUUCGUUAGAACCUCCCAAGACCUUCUCGCACAAGGAAUCGAGUUUCGCACGACGUCUCCAUCGUUUUGCUAUUGAGCGUGGGUACCAACUCGUUCUCGAUUAUGAACGCGACCCUGCCACCUAUGCUCGGGUAUUUCGGCUCUCCCUGAUGAGCAGAGACCGAACAAAGCUCAUGAAGAUGUUGCGAGACACUCUCGAUGGCAACCCUCAUGACCCUCUUGACCAAGCGUCUGAUCUGAUCCACGUUGGCGGAGCAGGCACGCACUAUCCGCGACGGGACGAAUACGGCAAUCUGAAGCCUAAGAAACAAUCUUGGUAUAUGGGAAUCAUUGGUCCGCAAAUGCUCGCUCUCCUUGAGAACGCAGCACAGGACAGGAUUAGUGUGGAUAUGACGGUAGAAAUUGCUGGGAUGGAAGGGGAAUGGCUCGAUCCCUACGAUGUGGAAGGAUAUCUGGCAGAAAAGGGCAUUCGCAUCGACCCUUCAGCAUCCUUUGCAGAAGCUGAGGUGACUGUUCCGUCUGUUCCUCCAAGUACGACGAGCGGCACUGAUUCAGCGUCUUCGUUCGGAGCCCCGACUCCACCAGCUGAUCAAUCGGGCUUCCCAUUCUGGCAACGACCUCAGCAAGCCUACGAGAAUGUCGCUAUGCGAAAGCAAAGUGUAACGAGCUUUGACGCGAUGGACUUUGACGACGCCUGGGCUGCGAGCACGGUCGGAUUCUCCGACGCGUUGACAGGAAGCUGGAUGAAUUUCAUGCAACCGGGCCAAGGGGUGACCGUGCAUCCACCACUUGACUCUCAACCAUCGGCGACCACACCGACUGGUGCCACGGAUCUCAGCUGGGACGGGAUGCAUUCACCAGGGCAUACGCAUUUGCAAGCACCCGACGUUCGCUCCCCUUGGACUGGCAAGACGACCCAAAACACGGCCGGCCAGACGAAGAAGUCGAUCAUUUUGGACGUGGCAAAGUUCUUGAGCACCUUGACGGAAUCUGGUAUGUGCCUCACUCGGGCACCUGGUUACAGGCGAAGCGAUGUGGAUCGCGCGUUGGCGUUGGCUUCCUUCGAUGCGUUUCAAUAG